ACAGUUUGGAGCCAAUGUUUGCGAUUGUUUAAUGAGCUCUCGCUCAUUAGCAUCGAAGCACAUUACGCGUUGAUUGGUUUAAAUUCCGUGACGCAUCUAAUGUCUCUGUUAACAUUCACAGGUCAAAAUUUCUGCCUUGUGCACAAAGUCGCUUGUAUGAUCCACACGACUUUGUCUAAACAUUGUAUUUUCUUGGUUUCAGGAGAUGUAAUUUUGCCGCGACAAUAGAUUCACGAGAAUUCAAUGCUUUUAUGAACUUGCAGGAGUCGCAGAUUGCUUUCCUGGUGGAACUUUUGAGUCAUGUGUCGACACUUGCGCCGUUUGCCUGAGAGAAAAACAUUACAUGGAAAUGGUUUGUGUACAUAGUUUUGCUGAAAGAUUUUAACAAAAGUUUGGACAUGAUUGAUGGGAAGAUUCAUGGAACGGAUUGCUUUGAAGUCGAUUCGUUUCUACAGAGAAAUGGGUUUUCUAAGCUCUACCAAGUUAAACACAAGGAGAAUGGAAGGUUUUACACGAUGGAAGUGGCGCCGCGGGAUGGCAACUCGAAAGCGCCCGUUAGCCCUUAUGUGCAGCUAACCAAAGCAUUGUUCUCUCCAUUCUGGGUCAGUCUACGGUUUACUUUCCAAACUCGCUCAAAGUUCUACUACAUUUUAGAUUUCGCGGGGAAGGAAACUUUGUCUGAGCGAGUGAAAUCUUUCGGAGGAUGUGUCGCCGAGUCGAUGGCGAGAUUUUACGCGGCAGAAAUCGCGCUCGCUUUGGAGGAAUUUCACAGCGCUUGUCUGGCUUACAAGGAGCUUGCCUUAGAAAUGGUUCACCUGGAUGCGGAGGGUCACAUUGUGCUUUGGCGGAAUUUUUGCGGGAAGUUAUACUGGAGUAAACACGAAUGCGUUUGCUCGCUUGGCGGGUUCUGUCAUGGCGAUCCGUGUGACAACAACCACAACCUCAAGAGUGAGUUUGAUUUUCGACAAGACUGGAAGGCUCUUGGAAAAGUGAUAAAUGUGCUGUUGAUGGGAAAUGACUCUACGAGAGCUUCUAACGAAAGUUCCCUCUCGUCCGCUGCCAGUGAUUUGAUCAGUAGACUGGUGCGAGGCGACAUUUCUCGAUGCGACCAGAUCCAGUCCCACCCGUUUUUCAAGGGCAUCAACUGGAACGAGAUAAAAGCGAGAAAAGUUCGACCUCCCAUGAAUGGUGAAAAUGGGCCAAGUCAAACGAGUUCUUCUGCUAGUUUUUCAUCAAUGGGAACCAAAAUGAACAAUGGACCCUCUUCGUUUCAUCGGCCCCAUAGUCUAUCGCACUACAGUGACCCGGGAGAUCCUAGAUAUCUUAGGAGCGCCCCUGACUAUUUGGCACGAGGCGCCAGUCUCCACAGUGCGGUUUCUACCCCUGAUCUUCGCGCGUUAGAUCGAGAGUACCCGAUCUUGCAUCAUCACACGUCUCUUCCGGCAAGAGACUUGCAGUAUCACUAUGGAAACCCUGAUUAUGUCAAUGCGAGAGCACGUGACUUUCAACCCAGACCCGAGAGGGGAGUGGAAAGGAGGAGGAUUUUAUCAUCGCGUUCAAUGAGCGACUUAACUUCUUUUGAUGGUAACGAUGGUGCAUUUUUCUCACAUUCUCCCACGUCUCUUCAAAGAACCUUCGUUUAUCCAAAUUAUGAAAGAGCUCCAAAUUUCACGAAACCAUUUCAACUGCCUUCUGACAACCCUCAAGAAGCGUACAAAGGAGAAUAUCCUCUUCGAUCUUCAGGAAGUUCUCCUGAUUUAACAAGCAGUUAUGGUCCUCCUGUGUUCUCGCCAAGAUCCUCACCAACCCCUUCUCAGUAUAGUGACUACAGUUCAUACUCUUCGUAUAGUACUGAGCCCUCCCCCCGUAGUGGAAACACAUCCCCCUAUCAAACCCCGCGUUCGCGGUACAGCGACGAUCGUUUGUUACCAAACGAAAAUGGCAGCGCGCUCGAGUUACCAAGAUGGGAGCGUAGCUCGCCAAGAGAAUCGGAAAAUCAUCGUGGAGGUUCGAAAUCUCCGAAUGCCUUCCGAAGGGGACAAUCUCCACUGCCCUACAGUGAGUCGCGUGUAGUCGAUAAUUUAUCGUCUCCGAGUAACAUUCCCAUCCACAAACCAUCCACUCAACAGCGGUCAUUUCAAGGCUCCGAUUUUACGACGGGGCACGACACUAACCGAACGUCUUACGGCAUGGAUCGUGAGCGAUCGCCAACGCUUAGUCGCACUCGUUCGUUAUCGAAUUUAAGCGACGAACAGGAACGAACUAUUCCGAAGGGAGCUUCGGAUAAGAGGAGGGACAGUUUACCACUGGCUGUAGGUGGCGCCAGAGAGAAAUACCCUUUGGCGCGAGUUCCAAUACCGUCUUUUCGUGAAUUCAAGCAGAAGAAUUUGGAGGAAAAUUCGAAAAAUAAAACUUUAAUUGGAAAGGAUAGAGUGCAGGAAAAACUAUCAGAGAAAUCUCCUAGGGCAGAUGCUAAGCAAGAAUCUACAAGGAAGGCAGAAUUAAGAGCUGGUUUGAAAGAAAGGUUAUCUUCUUUGUAUGAGAGCGCCAAAGACAUAUCAGCUCAAAGCGCGACAAAAAGAUUUGUUGACUCUUACACGUUGAAUACGUCAGGAAAAGAUUCAGCGGGAAAAAUUGAGAAAGGAACUAUUGGAAAAUCGUUUGUUGCAAAGUCAACGGAGUUGACAGAGGCAAAGCCAAAUAAUUCGGGAGACGCAAAGAAAUCGGAGAGUUCACGAAAACUUUCCAAGAGCAGACUUGAAAGCCCUUUUUCUAAGAACGAGGUGAUUCAUAACUUAAUGCUGAAAUAUGGUUUGUACGAGAAAGGCGGGCAAAAGAAAGCAAAAAGUCCGAAUGGUGAAAGAAAGGAAACUGUGUUACGGAAGGACAGUUCACAUGCAAAUACACUCGAAAGAAACAAUAAAAACGAAGCAGAUCCAAAAUCUGAAAACAGUUCUUUGUCAAGUAAAAGAGGUGUUUCUGCAACUGAUAAAGAACGUUCUACACAGGAAGUUGAAAACAACCUGCGAAAUGCAACAGAGUCGAACAGAACUGCUCCAAGGACCAGCCCGCUUCCAUCCGCUAUCCAGGGUAUACCAUCUGAACCGAAAAAAUCCGCGGCUGAACGUUUUAGAGAAUUGCGAAGGCAAGGUGGACCUCGUAACCGAAAUUUAGAAGCAGUAAACACUAGAGACAAAGAGAAAACCGCGGAGCUUAAUGCAACGGAAAAUGCAUCAAUAAAAGAUGCGCCGGCGCUAACCAAAGAAAGUUUGAAGCGAGAAGACAGCGACACUGGAUUUUUUGACAAGCAUAGUUCUGGUGAAUUUCGACGAAAUGAUAUGGAUUCAACUGCUGCAGAUAUUGUCAGAACGAGAUCGAGUGCUUUAGAAAAUAGCAUAACAACAACAAAUGGAUUCUCCGAGAGUCAAAAGGUCGCUGCCGAUUUGAACCCUAGUCCAGGGUCACCUCGAAAAAAGAAGAGCUCAAUUAGUCUUCGUGGAACUUCCAGAGCGAUCUUAUGCGCAACAAAGUUCAAAAGAGCCACAAACAGGGACUCAAAGACACCGAACGGUUCACCAUUGCCAGAUAAAAGGCAGAUCGAGGAUAUUAUUGCGAAAGGUGAUACAACUGCAAAGGUUGAGAGUCGAGAUCAACAGAGCGAAAGACGUAAAGAUACCAUCGGAAUUACACGGAACGAGUCGGUCGAGAAACGAUCUCCAAACACCCGACGACGACGAUUCCGAACGGACGGAAGACUUCGGAAGGGUGGGAUUCACACGAGCAUGCUCAGUGUGGCUAGCAACGCAUGUAUGACAGACUCGGAAAUGGAAGACACGGUCAGCAUUUACAGUGAAGUGGACUCGCUCGACGAUGAAAGAGGAACACGAGGAAGGCGAUGGGAAAGUUUCUAUAGCAACAUCAGUGCUGACAGUGGCUCCGCCCAUCUGUUUGAAUUCGAAACGGAUUCCAAUGCAACUGAGUUUGAUGAAGUGUUCGAUGACCAGGAAUCUGAAGAUGAGCAUCCCAAAAGUGAAGCAGAAGUGGAACGCACUGACAGUGGUGUCGGAGGUGACAUGGGCCAGAGUCCCUUGAGGCGCUCGUGGGAGGAGAUUGUCAUGAAGAGCUCAGAACACUGGUCCGUUGUAGCUGCCUCCGCCCGGCACUGGCAAGAAUUGGCCCGCAGAAAGAAAGGUAACGAGGGCGAGGCGACUACAGUGAAGAAAAGAAGCUCAGUGCAUUCUAUUACAGAGGAUAUGGUAAGUUUCAAGCAAUUAAAACCAAUGAUUGUCUCCCCUAUAGCUUUUGCGCUACGCAAUGUUUUGUAUAAAGCACCGUCCAAACUAAUACGUAUCGUAGCCUGUGUCACAGCCACACUCUCAGAGAGAAAACAUCGGAGAAAAAUCGGCUCUCCGAUUUUUUCUUUCGGGGAGAGCGGCAGUGACACAGCCUCAAUCUCAAAUGCAAUGGGUAUUUUUGUAAUACGCUUUCUUUCUUUCCAGUUGAACACGACCGUUGAAUCUCGCCAAAAGCGUUAUCGAGCCAGCCAACAGUUGGGUAGAUCAGAUUCCCUAGAUAAACUACAGAUGAAGAAGAUGGCGUCAGAUAUCCUUAAUUGGACCAUGGAGGAAAUGCAACUUUUAAUGCACGGCGUAUUUCAGAUCACUAUCCACGAGUUCGGCGCAAGCUGGAACCGACGUAGCAGUAAGAAAGCCAUUUCAGUGUGUGCUCUGUUCUGCGUCAGAGGUCACUCAGAGUAUGUUCGCAUCGACUCUGACGAUGAGGGGGAGUGUGAGGAGCCGUUAUUUCCCGGGGAGGGUGACGUGACAGACGCUGCUGUCGUUCUUCUCAGAAAGAAGAUGAGCGGGAAGUACACUUUGUUUAAGGAACCACUGUACUUGGACAUGUGUGUAAUUUACAGAGACUGUGAACGGAAGGACGCCUUUGAGAUCAUGUCAAUAGGCAAAGAGACGUACGUCUUCAGAGCAUCCUCCAGUCGCGAGUAUCGAAGAUGGCUGAAGUAUCUCAGGCUUGAAGCAAAAGAACUUGGAGGGUGGAAGAGACGACGUCACGGACUUCCCAAUAUCAUGAUUAAAAAUCUGUAGAUCUAUUCCUGUAAUGAUAGUGUCCAUGUAAACAUUUGCUUCAAAAAGUUGCAAUCUCAACAAGUUGCGUGACAACCCAUAUUUUGGUCGUCACGCAACGCUUCUUAACUGGGAGAAUCGUUGCGUGACAAUGCCUUCAGAAGGAGACCACUUCAUAAGGAACAGAUUGGAAAAUAUACAUAGAACAAUUUCUUUAUGUACAAGCCUUAAAGGUCAUUUCUUUUCUGACCGUAUCGAAAAUCGUUUGCGGUUCAAAAGUGUGAAAACGCAAAAAAAAAAACUUUACUUGUCGCCUGUCAUUCACUGAAGAACAUAAUAUAUUUCGUUAUCAGAAACAGAAAAAAUGUAGUAUAAUGUAUAAAUUUGUCGUCCAAAAUAAAUUAUGAACAGAU
Orbicella faveolata is the source of this 5494-nucleotide messenger RNA. RefSeq lists its product as uncharacterized. Gene Ontology annotation, molecular function: protein kinase activity; ATP binding; guanyl-nucleotide exchange factor activity. Lineage: Eukaryota; Metazoa; Cnidaria; Anthozoa; Scleractinia; Merulinidae. Gene Ontology annotation, biological process: positive regulation of Rho protein signal transduction; protein phosphorylation. The record is from RefSeq and is a predicted model, not a curated record.